This is a messenger RNA of Closterium sp. Naga37s-1, 2691 nucleotides long. The record is from the annotation of a GenBank genome assembly. Lineage: Eukaryota; Viridiplantae; Streptophyta; Zygnematophyceae; Desmidiales; Closteriaceae.
AUGACUUCGCGAGUGGAUGAAUCGUCCGUUCCAGCAGCAGGUGCUAGUGAAGAUAUUGCGGCUGUUGCGGCCGUUAGCAGUUCUCCAGAAAGCAUUAGCGAAUCAGGGUUUGAGGGGCCUCAGGAGGCAGAGAGAGCGUUAGAGCUGGCUUCGCGAGUUGAUCAGUCGUCCGUAACAGUAGCAGGUGCCACUGAAGGUAAUGCUGCGGAUGCUUGCAUUUCCGCAGCAAGUGCUAACGAAUCGGGGUUUGAGGGGCCUCAAGUCGAUGAGUUGACCGUUACUGCAGCAGGUGCUAGUGAAGGUAGUCUGACGGCUGUCGAUGAAUCGACCACAGCAGGUCCUCGUGAAGAUAAUCUUAUGGCUGUCGAUGAAUCGGCUGUCACAGCAGCCGGCGCGAGUGAAGGUUAUGCUGCGAGUGUUAGCAAUUCCGCAGCAAACGCUAGCGAUUCAGGGUCUGAGAGGCCUCAAGAGGCGGCGAAAGAGUUAGCGAAGGAUGCGCGAGUCGAUGAGUUGACUCUUGCGGCCGUAGGUGCCUCUGAAGGCAAUGCACUGGAUGUUGGCGAUUCGACGGCAAGCGCUAGCCAAUUGGGGUUCGAGGGGCCUCGAGUCGAUGAGUUGACCGUUGCGGCUGCAGGUACGAGUGAGGAUAACGCUGCUUCUGUCGAUGCCGAUAAUGCCGCCGCUAGCGAGUCAGCAGCUGAUAACGACUCUGCCACACUUGUACAAGACGGUGCCGCACUUGCACAGGACGGAGCCACAGCGUUACAAGACGGUGCCAUCAUGGUGUUACACGACCGUGAUACAGUGUUACAUGUCCACGUGCUCUCAGCCCAAGGAGACGACUCGUCUUCGGAUCUUCCCACCGAGCCACCGCUAAAGGCGGAUCCGGAGCCUGCACCGGCAGUGCAGGCAGAACUACCCCCUGCCGAACCGAUUCUCGCCGAGCCGGCCCGCUCCGAACCAGCCCUCUCCGAACCAGCAGUUGUCGAACCUGUCCCGGAGGAACGGGUGGCGGAGGAGGGUGCGGGAGGUUCGCAAGAGAUGUCUCCAGGUGCGGGAGCGGAAGGCAGCACGGAGCUGAGCGGAGGGGAAGCGGGGGCGGAGGGGGAGUGUGUGGGGCUGAGCGGAGGGGAAGCUGGAGCGGAAGGGGAGUGUGUGGGGAUGAGCGGAGGGGAAGCGGGAGCGGAAGGGAAGUGUGUGGGGCUGAGCGGAGGGAAUGCGGCAACGGAAGGGGAGUGUGUGGGGCUGAGCGGAAGGGAAGGGGGAGCGGAAGGGGAGUGUGUGGGGCUGAGUGGUGGGGAAGAGGGAGCGGAAGGGGAGUGUGUGGGGCUGAGCGGAGGGGAAGCGGGAGCGGAAGCGGAGUGUGUGGGGCUGAGCGGAGGGGAAGCGGAAGCGGAAAGAGAGUGUGUGGGGCCGAGCAUAGGGGAAGCGGGAGCAGCAGCAGCAGCAGAAGCAGCAGCAGCAGCGAACGUGGUAGAGCCGCCGCCGAAGGCGAAGGAAGCGGCAUUCGACGGGACAGGCCCGUCCCCCGCUCCCCCCAUCGCGUCUUUCCCCUCCUAUUCCGCCGCCCUUGCGUCCCUCCCCCUGCCACCCAUGCGCGCAAAGCCUUCCGCUUUUCCUUGCGCCAGCGCUUCCGCAACGGGCGCAAGCGCAAAACCAGCCGCUCCGCCGAUUCUCCGCGGAGCCAGCGUGCGUCCGGUCAACCACCGCCGACCCACCUCCGCGUUCCCCAACUCCCCUUCCCUUCCGCCGAUCAUCCUUGCGCCUUCCCCAGCUGCGGCAUUGGCGCGGCAGUUCAGCGCGCUCCGCCCCGCUGCUGCUCCGCAUCCCUCGGCAAUCGACGGCGGAGAGAUUGGCGGACCGGGAAGACGUGAUUGGCUGGGAGGAAGUAGUUUCAGCGACGACUCCUCGAGCAGCAGUACGAGCCGCGUGAGUCAACGCAGCCAGCAGGGCGCGGCUCGAUUAGGCGGAGGGUCAGUGGCUGCACAAGCUCGCCGGGCAAUACUGAGUCAGCUUAUAGGGGAGCUGGAGGCGAUCCAGCCAGGCACGACAGUGAAGGAGGGGCAGCCGCAGGAGGAGGAGAGGGCAGCAGGCAAGGCCGAGGGCGAAUUCAACAGGGAAAAUGAGAGCAAGUGCGUGGGUGUGACCUCCCAGGAUGGUGAGAUCUCUGUUGAUGAUGAAGAUGAAGACUGGGAGAAUAUGUUCACCUUUUCAGGGCCGGUUGGGGUGGAAAAACAGAGGGCGAAUGGGAGGUUGGCAGGGGAGUGCAAGGAGAUGGAGAUGGGUGCAGAGGUGGGGGGUGUGUGUAAGCAGAGGGUGAGGGGUGCAGGUGGGAGGGCACUGGCAGGGCACACGUGGCAGGCGUGGAGUGGUCAGCUUCUUGGAGGAGGAAGGAGGCUGUUUGGAAGGGUGCCAUCUGUGGUGCAGCGGGCACGAGGGGGGGGCGGAGGAGGAGGUGGAGGGGGUUGUGGGGGUGGGGGUGGGGGUGGGGGUGGCAAGGCGUCGUCUCACGUGUGGCCUGACGUGUAUGGCUGUGCGGGGCUGAGCGUUGGCGUGGUCCACCAGUGUGAGCAAGCUCGGACUGUUUGUCGAGGUGCACAAAUUCGUUUUACCGAGGGCGUCAACCACACACCAUCCGAGGUGACUUCUCUAUCGGCGGCUGACUUUGCUUACUUGGGAGAGGACCAUUGA